Molecule: messenger RNA, 5071 nt
Organism: Glossina fuscipes
Lineage: Eukaryota; Metazoa; Arthropoda; Insecta; Diptera; Glossinidae
Gene: INPP5E
Product: inositol polyphosphate 5-phosphatase E
Exons: 6
Coding region: 882-3251 (789 amino acids)
Biological process (GO): phosphatidylinositol dephosphorylation
Molecular function (GO): phosphatase activity
Source: RefSeq, a predicted model, not a curated record
AAAAGUUUAUCGAAGUUUGAAUUUAAGUAAGAAGAAAUUUUUUAAUAUCAAAAAGGAAAACUCGUUUCCAUAUAAACGAUAAAUUUAAAAGUUCUGUGUGUAUGUGCGUGCUUUUGCAGGUCUACAAAAAAGUUAUUAAAAAUUAAAUGCAAUGUCCAACGAAAAUGCCAUAAAUGAACACAACUGGGAAAAAUUUUCAUAUGCCUUAGGGCGAAUCUUGAGUAUACGCACCAAUUAGGUUCCAAAACAAUGAUCACAUACCUCUUCUACCUCUGAGUAGCUGAGCGAAAGAUUACGCGACCAUAUGGCAUUUCAACAAUAAGCUUCUAAAUUUUGAAUAUAUUUAGAAGUGAAAUGAAGGCUUAACUAUUUUGCAUCCAUGCGUUAUGAUGGCACAGACAUAUGUAAACGAGAGUUAGGACAUGAAUCUCUUAAUUAUAUAUAUGUGUGCUUUGUGACAUCUGAGAACUGAUAAAAAUUUAUACUUAUUUUGCAGUUUCACUAUUUCAAGUUUGCGGAAUGUGUGCGAAUGUGUGCCGAUAAUUGAGAGAUAAAUUGUGAAUGAAGAAAUAUGUGAUAGAAAUAACGGAAAUAACAUUGCGUCCUAUUGGCGCCAAAUAUGCGAGCAAUUAUCAUUCAAACAAUUAAUUUCUUUUAUUGUUAACGUACCUCACCUGCCAUAGAUUUGAAGCAAGAGUCAAAUUCUAUCUCGUAAAACGGUUUUAUUACAUAUUGCUUACAUUCUCUUGGAUAUAUGCAACAGUGUUUCCAUAUUAACGUUUCCAAAAAGUAUGCUGUAUUCUUUCAAUCGCGGCUGAAGGUAUUAAAAGCAGAAAGUGGAAGUAAAAGAGGGGAAACAAUAUUAAAAAUUAUCUUGCAUCAUGCAAGGCGAUAACAGUGAAGAGCGCUUAUUUAGUGCUAAUUCUAGUCCAAAGCAUAGUCAAAAGCCGGGUAGCGGGAUAUUGGGCCUUUUAUCUAAGCGUUCCACCAAAGUUGAGCCACAAUUGCAAAAUGAUCUUAUGCAAAAAGAGCAAAUAAAUGAUACACGAUUUGCUAAAUGUCAUCUCAAUAAUAUGGAGCAUAACCAGCCAGUAUCUGAAAACGGUAUCCCAAAGCCAAAAAGUCAAACUUUGCCGGCAAAUGUUAAAUCCAUUAAUAUGCAUAGUGAGAUAGUAUGCGUUGAGAAGUCUCAUAGCAGCGGUUUGAUAAAUUUUCAUCGUAAAAUUAGAACGAGUAAAAGUAGGGAUCAUGUAACGCGUUAUAAUGGUGAUGGCUCACAAAGUGAUGGUGGCGGUAGCGGCGGAAGUAUGGGUGAUAGUGUGGUUUUGCGAAAAACUUCAAAACACAAAUCUCCGAAUCAUAAUCGCUUUAGCCAUCAAUUUAGUUUGUGUUGUAAAGCGGAAAAAAAGCCGAUUGCACCACCGGUGACAGUACGUUAUAAUGCCAAUCAAAUUGCUGGUCAAGCAAAUAGAAAAGAGAAUCUGUCGUUAAAUUGGAACACUAUAGAGAGUACUUCUUUGUCUAUGAACUCUUCAAUAAUGAAUCCAAAUUACGCUUGCUUGCAAGCAAUUGGUAACCAACUAUCCGAAUGCGCCAGCGCACCGCAAAGUCCGGUCACGGCGAAACCUUCACUAUUUGCCGAUGAUGAACACAAUCGUAUUUCGCCGUCAUGUAAUUCGGUAAAAAGUAUACCCAAUGAUUUAUUAAUAUCGAACACUGGUGGCGCUAGCGGGUGCAGUACCUCGCCGAAUGUUAAUAAAAUCAUUAUGGGUAUUAGUAGCCCUAUACGUCCUAUGGAUGUCUCGGAUUGUCGAUCAAGAUUACGGUUAAAAUUAUAUCCACCGGGCAAAGAAUUUCCAUUGGAAACAGAAUCGCAUGUUAAACGAGCCACCACUCCGCAGCACAUGUCCUCACCGAAUAUAGCUGCUCAUCCUAUCGAGGUGUUACAGCUAAGUCAAGAAGAAGAUCAUCAACCAUUUCGCUUCUUUUCACAUGAGAAUAUCCAAGUGCAAAGACAGGGUUCCAGUUCGGGUUUGGCGCGGCAGGCCUUAAUGGCUGCACAAGUCCUAAGUUUAAUACCGACAGAAAAAGCACGAGAAAGAAGUCUUCUUGACGGUCGUCUGGGCUCGUCAUCAUUAUUAGGUCCCAGUGAAUUGUGCAAAGUAUUGCCUAAUAAAGAUGUAACCAUAUUUGUGGGCACGUGGAAUAUGAACGGUCAAAGUCCACCUAAGCAAAUGAACGAUUUCGUGUUACCAGCCUCGGUCGAACAUGUACCCGAUAUUGCAGCUAUUGGCACUCAAGAAUCUAGUCCUGAUCGUUUUGAAUGGGAAGUUACUAUACAGGAGACUCUUGGGCCUUCUCAUGUGCUUUUCCACUCUACCACUUUAGGUACAUUGCAUUUAGCGAUUUAUAUGCGCCGCGAUUUAAUAUGGUAUUGCUCGGCUCCCGAAGAUGCCAGCAUGUCGGUGCGUACCGGUUCAGCAUUUCGCACCAAAGGGGCUGUAGCUAUAUCAUUUUGCCUUUUCGGUACUUCCAUGCUAUUUGUAACCUCGCACUUAACCGCUCAUCAGCAAAAGGUCAAAGAGCGUGUAUCCGACGUUAAACGCAUCAUACACGCUCUUGACUUGCCUAGAAAUCUUAACUUGAGGCAUAAGAACAAGGAUGUUACUCAAAAUUUUGAUAAUGUUUUCUGGUGCGGAGAUUUAAAUUUUCGUUUAGGAGAACCGAGAGAAAAAUUGCUAGAAUGGAUAGAAAAUACAAAAUUUCCUUUACCCUCGCAUCUACCUCAUGGUUAUAUGCACACGGACCAGCUAUCAUCGGUUUUGGCUGAUGGUGCCGCAUUUCGUGGUUUCAUGGAGGCGAACAUAACAUUUCCACCUACUUAUAAGUAUGAUCCUGGUACUCAGCACUUUGAUACCUCAUCGAAGCAACGUGCACCAGCAUAUACAGAUCGUAUUCUAUAUAAAUAUCGUCAAACUCAAGGUCUAACCUUACGCCGUCAAAGUAUUUUGCCUGGUAUGACUUCACCGUCACAACCACAUGUUCAGUGUUUACUUUACGAUUCAGUGCCGUCCAUAAUCACCUCGGAUCAUAAACCUGUUUGGGCUUUAUUCAAAACUCGCGUUAGGGCAGGCACCGAUUCCAUUCCAUUGGCUGCUGGUUUAUUCUGCCGUGAUAUAUACUUGGAAGGUAUGAAAAGAAGAUUAAAUAAUCAGUAUAGCGAUUCAUCGGCGGUAUGUUCAAUACAGUAGAGACUUAACUGGGGAAAUAAGCACAAAUAAAAUCACUACUGGAGAGCGAAUAGAAUAAAAUGCUAUUGCGUCUACAAUCAAAAAUCGAAAAGUUUCUAUACAUCAUCUGUAAGAUGUUAGUUUUCAUUUUUAUAUCAAUGAACGGAAAUUUCAUGUUCUUGUAGACUAUUGUCUGCAAUUGCAGUAAGUAAGACUUAUUAUUAUUCAGUAAAUAAGAUUUAGAGAGCAAGUAAUGUAAUUUCAGAACCCUUAAAAACGCGAUACUGACAUCUUACUUCCUAAUAACUAAAACUAUUUUACUUAAAAUUAUAAAUUAAGUUAAGUAAGAACUGAAACAAAAAGCGUGAAAUAGCGUGAAAUUUAUUCGGCUUGAGUCGAAUUUCUUAAUGCUUACUACUUAUGAAUUGGAUUAUUAGUAAGUUUUCGUAAACGUAGCUAGAAGGCGAUAUUAAUUCGUUAUAUGAGAGAUCUUUUUACCUUACGAUAUCAAAAACCCUACUUAAAUCUAUGCAAAUAUGUAUAAAUACAAAAGUAAAAUUUUUUAAUUUUUGUACACUUUUCAACCAACUACUUGAAUUAAUUUCUAUCGGUAUUCGGUUUUUAUUAAACGAAGAGUAAUUCAUAUUCACGUACGUAAAAAUUUGGAAACAUCUGUUAUUCAAAACAUGAUCACAUAUUUGCUUUCAUUUUUCGGGGCAACAAUUGUGGAAUAUUGUGUUGUCAUGAUAUUUAUCAAAUCACUGGACCUUGAUUGGCUAUAUUGUGUUCACUUGAUUAGGACGAAUGAUAAUUAAAAAGUGCAAUAUUUUCAUUUAUUUUUAUUGGAUGUAAUAGGAUCUCUUACCCGAUUUAAGUGAUUAAAGCGUUUCCUUGCGCAUCUUAUAAUCGUGUAUUUUGGUUUCACGAACAUUGGCUUUUUUUCAUUCAAUUGUAACAUGCAUUCGAACUAUCAAAAGAAGCAAUCAAAGGCUUGGGUUUUUUACGGAGGCGGCAACAAACAACAUGGUAUCCGCACGGUUUACAUCGUUCAUAUCCCACCAAGGUUAGAGAACGAAACAGUUCAGAGUUAUGCAUAAGAAAAUAACCCUGCGACCUGUUUGAGUGAUCGCGUAAACUGUCCUGUGCUUAAAGCUCUGUGGCAAGCACUCUAUAAAUAUGAUAAAGAUUUGAUCCUCUAAUACUACCCUAAUCGACUUUCUCGCUUGCUCUGGCAUAGCUUAUACACUCCACGAUAAACAUUAACGCAAUUCAUCGUUGAAUCGUACCUAACCGCGUUAUUACAACAACUUAGUUGAAUUGGUCUCUACCGCCGCACUAGAUGUUCUCACUCCCAAGUCGAACGUACACAAAUAUCAUUUACUCUUCUGCUUGUAACUAUACGCUCCCAUUCCUCUCUAACUCCGACAUGCACAGGAGACAUCACGAGAUUGGCUUGUCAAAUAUGAAUUGUUAUUGCCUGUCAGAAUAGGUUUCACAAGUUGAUACUACGUUAUAACUGGCCGGUAACGUUAACGUCUACCUACACGGAUCUCGUUCUUCUUUCGUCCUUUUGUCUAUUUCUCAUUAGAUUCUGUAAGCACUCGAUGAGUUUCAAUUGCAGUUUGAAAUAUUGAAGUAACAAUUUAUCGGAAAUGCUGUUUUAUCGCUACAAGAUCGUAAGGCAGAUUGACGGAUGUUCAUGUUUUCAUUCGAAUCCGUUGAAUUUACGAAAGAAGCUAUAAAGUCACUUAUAUUAGAUAAAAUAUCUAAUAUAAAUUUAUGCAGCGUCAUACAUACAUAAUGACGUGGCGACAAUGCGUUUCAAUUAUAUUUAUAAGCAA